This is a messenger RNA of Chenopodium quinoa (quinoa), 2290 nucleotides long. RefSeq names its product probable splicing factor 3A subunit 1. The coding region runs from base 305 to 610 and encodes 101 amino acids. Gene Ontology annotation, molecular function: protein binding. The transcript has a single exon. The record is from RefSeq and is a predicted model, not a curated record. NCBI's taxonomy places the organism in Eukaryota, Viridiplantae, Streptophyta, Magnoliopsida, Caryophyllales, Amaranthaceae.
GUGGUAGGGAAGAAUACUCUUUAUUCUGGGCAAGGCUCCUUCUAUUAUGUUGGCAGAUCUCCCAGGUACCUUUCGUGGUGCGUGUUAUACUGCUGCGCGGCUUCUUGUCAAGUGAAUACUGCUCAUAACUUCAUUUUGAUGUACCUUUUUCCUUUCCAUCAUCACCUUUAGAUGUAUGCAAUCUAGACCCGAUUAUUGCAAGGUGUCUUUGUUCUGGGCAGACAUAAUCAAGCUGCCACCUUCAUUAAUUAAGAAGCAGAGCAUAGUCUGAGCUAAAUCCUUAACCCUACCUGAAUUACAUGAGAUGGAGCUAAUAGUUGCUUUUGAAUGUUUUUUCUCUUCAGGGACUGUCAGGAUCAACAUAUCUGUUCCCAAUGUUGAUGAAGGGAACCUCAAGGGACAAGUUUUGGAAAUCAUCAUGUCCUUGAAUGAAACCGUUGGUAGUCUGAAAGAAAAAGUAUCUGGGGAAAUUCAACUUCCAGCAAACAAACAGAAAUUGAGUGGGAAGGCCGGUUUUCUCAAGGAUAAUCUCAAACUUGCUUAUUACAAUAUUGGAGAUGGAGAGACCUUGACUCUUUCUUUGAGGGAGCGUGGUGGCAGGAAGAGAUGAACAAAUUACCUAGAGAACCCAACGAAAGGCCCUUGUUGGAGUACUUCCUAAGAAUUUUUCUAUAUAAUCCUGUUCGGUCCAUGAAUAUUUCUUUUCAGAUGAUAUCUUGAAUUUUUUGUGCCCAUGUAUCUUAAGUUCAGCCUUGCAACUUCUUUAUUGUUGUUACUAAUCUGAUUCUAUUUGCCUUUGCAGCUCAUCACUUAUGCUCACAAGUAGUCAUGUCAUGAUUCUGAUACUAACUUUUCUUUGAGUAUAGUUGACCUCAGUAACUGAAUUUGUUGUUUUAGUCUGUAAUUGGAUAUCUAAUUAUUUUAUCUUAGUAGUGCUGAUAUUUUUGGAGCACUUUUUUUUGGUGGUAGGGAAGAAUACUCUUUAUUCUGGGCAAGGCUUCUUUUAUUCUGAUGAUGGGUGUUAGGAGAAAUAUUGGUGAUGGUGCCUCGACAGACAUAUGGCGAGACCCGUGGGUUCCAAAGAUGCCUGAGUUUCGAGUAACGUCGAGCCAAAGAAGGAUAAUCAGUGCCCUAUUUAUGUGAGACAAUUAUGGGAAAAUAGGGCCUGGGAUAUAAAUGCUCUAAAUAAUUAUUUUUCUGUGGCAGAGAUUAGAAUGAUACGGAGCAUCCCUAUACCCUUAUAUGAUAGCAAGGAUACGUGGAUGUGGCAUUACUCGAAGGAUGGCAGAUUUUCGGUGAGGAGUGCUUACAACCUGCUAUCUGUUGAGCAUAUGCGAGAGACUGCCUCCUCGUCAAAUGCAGGUGUUCUGUUUGAUUGGAACAAGGUAUGGAAUGUGGAUGUUCCGCAAAAAAUCAAGCUUUUUGCUUGGAAAUGUGUUAGAAAUGGGAUUGCUUCUCGUGAUAAUCUUGCGAGAAAAGGUGUAAAUACUGAUGUGAUAUGCCCUAUGUGUGGCGAGGCUGCUGAGAGUACUCUUCAUAUGCUGGCUCAAUUUGAUCAGGUUAGGCUUGUUUGGUACACCUCCCCUCUGAGAUUGGUUGUAGCCCACUACCAAGGGGAAAAUUUUGGAGAGUGGUGUAGCUCGAUAUGGAAGACAAUUAAAGAUUUUAUUUGGUGGAGUCUGUUUUGGAAUAUUGCGUGGGGUGUGUGGCUGCGACGCAACGAUUGGAUUUUCAACAGAAGGAGGUGGGAGGGGGCUGAUGUGAUUCGUAAAGCAGUGAACAUAGUAGGUGAACUUGAGCAAGCAAAGGAGGUAAACAAUAUUAACCCACCUGCCACGCAGCUAGAAACUCGGUGGAAGCCUCCAAUAGCUGGAAUGAUAAAAGUGAACGCAGAUGUUGCCUUACUCACGCCAAAUGUGGUGGGCUUGGGGGGAGUGAUGAGGGAUCAUGUAGGUGAUGUCGUGGCUGCUACUUGUUGCCGGAUGGAGGGUGGUUUUGAUGUGGAUAUUGCGGAAGCAUUGGCCAUGAGACACGCCCUUGGCAUAUCUAUGGAAGCAGGUUUCUUACGGCUUUGUUUGGAGACGGAUUGCUUGAAGCUCUACAGCCACUUGAAGAAGGGAGAAGUCCCUCCUACUCCUUUUGGUAGAAUUGUUAAUGAUAUCCUAUAUCUUUCUCGUUUGUGUUAUUGUGUCUCCUUUUCUUUUGUGAAAAGAGAAGGAAACCAAGUAGCUCAUGGUUAAGCAAAAGCUUGUAAUCUUUUUUCUGAGUUAAGGGUUUGGUUAGAGGAGUA